Messenger RNA from Catharus ustulatus (Swainson's thrush), 5354 nucleotides. RefSeq lists its product as uncharacterized. The record is from RefSeq and is a predicted model, not a curated record. Gene Ontology annotation, molecular function: guanyl-nucleotide exchange factor activity; protein binding. Lineage: Eukaryota; Metazoa; Chordata; Aves; Passeriformes; Turdidae.
AUGGUGGCGGGCAGCCUCCUCCUUGGUGCUAACCCCUGGAGUGAGGAGCCCUGGGCUGCCGUGGAGCGUGGCUGGAGCACAGCUGCCCAGCCAGGUGCUCUGCAGCCACUCCCUCAAGCUUUCUGUCACAUACCCACUAUGACAGAAGAGAUAUUCAGCCAGUGGGAUCAGAAUCUGACCUACAACAACCAGCUUCAGAGAGACACCUGCAAGGCUGUAACUCUCAUGGGAUAUGAAGGCAAAUGGAGGAAAAAAAUCUGUCUCCCUCACCUUCCUCACAUAAGCAGAAGUUGUAAAUACACCUCUCAUUUCUUUUUGGAAAUCUCUGAGGUGGAUCAAGAGCAAGCUCUCAUACAACAGAAGGCAAAACUGGCAGCGCCGCCUGAGGAGCUCAGCUCACCCAGUCAAUGUGAAGGCAAGGCAAACCAAGGUGCAGCAGAUGAAGGGGAGGCAGCAAGGUCAGCUGGUGGAGACAGCAGUGUCGCUUUGAGCUACCCCAGCCUCCGCCUCCAUGCCUACAGCGUCGAGAGCAUGACAACAUUUCCGAAUGGCUGUGGAAAUGGCACCACCGUUACUUGUAUAGUUAUGGAUAAUAAGAGCCCCCAAAACCAGACUACCUGUGCCACUCAUAAUGGGGAACACAGCACCAGCAACAGUCUUGAGGAGGAAGUUCAAGAGGAUAAGCUCAGCCCUUCCAAAAUCAUGCGCUUUUUCACCACCCCUCGGAAACGGGCAAAUUCCAGCUCUGACAGGCCUCGUUCUCUGGUUUUGAUGGGCAACUCAUCUACGUGGAAUGCCUUUUCUUCCAUCAGAAAGAUGGGAUCCUUCAAGAAGUUGAAAUCUUCAGUUCAACAAGGAAUUCAAACAAGCGAAUGCUCAGACAUCUUAAAUGAGAACAGCAUAGGCAAACAUGGUUCAAAUGGAGCAGUGGUGCGAGUUCAGACUAACAGGUAUUCCUAUUCAGGGUCUCUACAUGAUUUCCAGAGUGCAAUGGAUGGUUUGGCUUCUGACUGCUCUGAUGUGGAGGAGAGUGAUGAGUCCUUCCUGAGGAACACUCACCGCUCACGCAGCAUCAGGCGAGCUUACGGUGCUGGCCGCAUAAACUUGCUAGACACAGAUAAAGUUCAGAGUCGCCACAACUGUGUUAGGCCAGCAUCACCUGUCAUUCCAGAGCCAAAGAUCUGUGAGAUUUUGGUGAAGGACUCUGAAAACAACAGGAUCAUUUAUUGGAGAAGCAGAAGUUCAGAUAAUUUAAACUUUCUGAAAAAAAGCUCAUUCAAGCGGAAGUCCACCUCAAACCUUGCUGAUCUGAAGGUUGCAAAUGAAAAACAGGUGCCAGCAAGGACUGUGAGUGUUGCUUCUGCCGACUCCGACAAAAGCGGUGGAAACCCUGAGAGGAGAUCCAAGCGAUGGAAGAGCCCUAUCAGAGCAAAGGAUUUUGACCGAGUUUUGAAACUUGUCAGUAACGUUACAGAUGUUGCAAGGAAGAAGGAUGGCCCCAAGAGCACAGCUCCUUCUACCAGUGAGCUGUCCCAGAGAACAAGGUCAAACAGGCUGCAUGAUGACUACUCCCGCAGGGUUUCCAGCAGCACAGAUCACGAUAGGAAGAGAUGCACCUCCUCGAUAUCCAGUCCAGACUCUUCCUUGCCAGGAACACCUUGCCUGCAAAGCCCUGUGAUUGCUCCGGAUAAAGAGGCUGAAAUGAAUGUAGCUGUCACUGAAGAUAAAAGCGUCAGGACAUCAUCAGGUAUCCCUGAUUCUGAUAGCUUUUCACCUACUCUGAAUGACAUUAGUCCAUUUUCCAAUGAAGUCUUCUAUUCAGACUCGGAUGAGCCAAAAGCUACCCAGCAGUGUGUGGAUGAAGCCGAAAACCUUCAUGUUCCAGUCAGGCCAACUACUCCAAAGCCUCAAAGUCCAGCUGCAGGGAAGGUCAAGUGCAGUAUGAAUUUCCAGUGUCCAAACCAUCACAGCACGUUGUCACUGAGCUCAUCAGAGAGCGAGGAGAGAGUUGAGGUACCAGGGCUGAAGCUGGGCAGGAAUCCUGUUUGCUUCCAGGACUCUGUGCAAACUGUCUACUAUGAUGAUGGAAAUGAAGACAGUGGCAUAAGCAGCCACUCUCAGCUAAGCCUCAAUUUAGCCUCUGGUACUGAAGAAAAAAAGGAAGAGGUUGUUUCUGAUGACCACUGGAAGAAGUCCGUGUCCCAGGAUGAAGAAAAGGCAGACUCACAGAAAGUCACACCCAGGAAAUGGGGCUCUGGAAGAAGAUCCCGGCCCAGACCUCUCUCAGACUAUGGCCAAAUGUCAGUUCGAAGUUUCUCUAUACCAGAAGACUCAGUUGCAGUGGAGUCUCAGAGGAUAGACUGCACAGAUGGAGAAAAUCAGCCAGGACUGGCAUCCGUUGGGUCUGUGAUCCAAAGCAAUACUGUGGGCUACCACAGAGGGAGGAAAAGGAGACCCAUCUCUGUAAUAGGUGGGGUCAAUUUCUAUGGAGAUGAUCAAGUGGAAGAGAGAGAAAAUCUGCUGACACAACCUGUGACACGGCCACCCGUUCCAGCACACAAGGUGCCCCCGUACAAGGCUGUUUCAGCCAGGUUCCGGCCACUCACCUUCUCACAAAGUACCCCCAUCGGCCUGGACCGGGUGGGACGGAGGCGGCAGAUGAGAACAUCUAAUGUUGCUGCAGAUGGUGGGACUGAAUCUUCAGCCUUAGUAGAUGACAAUGGCAGUGAGGAAGAUUACAGCUACGAGGAGCUGUGCCAAGCUGCUCCCAGGUACCUGCAGCCUGGAGGGGAACAGCUAGCAAUUAAUGAGCUGAUAAGUGAUGGCACCAUCGUCUAUGCAGAGGCUCUCUGGGACCAUGUCACUAUGGAUGAUCAAGAGCUGGGCUUCAAAGCUGGAGAUGUCAUUAGAGUUCUGGAAGCUUCCAACAAAGACUGGUGGUGGGGAAGGAAUGAGGACAAGGAAGCCUGGUUUCCAGCUAGCUUUGUCAGGCUGCGAGUUAAUCAGGAAGAAGUGCCAGAAAAUGGUAGUAAUAUCCAGGACGAAGAGCAAGAUUCAGAUAUUAGCAAGCAUCGCCAGAAAAUAGCUGAAAACAGGGAUCAGAUGAGAACCAACGUUAUACAGGAAAUUAUGAAAACAGAACGAGUCUAUAUCAAGCAUCUCAAGGACAUCUGUGAGGGUUACAUUCGGCAGUGUCGCAAACAUACAGGAAUGUUCACCACCGCUCAGUUAAGCACCAUUUUUGGAAAUAUUGAAGAUAUUUACAAGUUCCAAAGGAAGUUUCUGAAGGAUCUUGAGAAACAGUACAACAAAGAGGAACCUCAUCUAAGUGAAAUAGGGUCAUGUUUUCUUCAACACCAAGAAGGCUUUGCUAUUUAUUCAGAGUAUUGCAACAAUCAUCCCAGUGCCUGCAUUGAGCUCUCCAAACUGAUGAAGCAGGGCAAAUACCGCCACUUCUUUGAGGCCUGUCGCUUGCUGCAGCAGAUGAUUGACAUUGCUAUUGAUGGUUUUCUUCUCACGCCUGUUCAGAAAAUCUGCAAAUAUCCUCUGCAGCUUGCAGAGUUGCUCAAAUACACCACUCAGGAGCACAGUGAUUAUAGCAACAUAAAAGCUGCAUAUGAGGCCAUGAAGAACGUGGCAUGCCUCAUCAACGAGCGAAAACGGAGACUAGAAAGCAUAGACAAGAUUGCACGUUGGCAAGUUUCUAUCGUAGACUGGGAGGGACCAGAUGUGCUAGCCAGGAGCUCAGAACUGAUCCACUCUGGAGAACUGACCAAAAUAUCAAAACAAGGCAAAAGCCAGCAGAGGACUUUCUUCCUUUUUGAUCAUCAGCUUGUCUUCUGUAAGAAGGACUUGCUGAGAAGGGACAUCUUGUACUACAAGGAUCGUAUUGACAUGGAUGAGAUGGAAAUUGUGGACACCGAAGAUGGCAAAGACAAAGAUUUUAACAUCAAUGUCAAGAAUGCUUUUAAGAUAAUAAACAGAACAACAGAAGAGAUUCAUUUGUUCUGUGCAAAAAAACAGGAGGAUAAAAAGAGAUGGAUGGAGGCAUGUGAAAGUGAAAGGAGACGAGUUCGAGAAGACAAAGAAAUGGGUAUGGAAAUCUCAGAAAACCAGAAGAAACAAGCCAUGCAGAAUGCCCGUAAGUCAAGGCAAGGAAAAAUGAAAGGUGUGAGCUAUAAUGGGUGUCCCAUGCCUCCUCCACACCAAACCCUGCAUCCCCUUCACCAGCGACACAUCACCGUGCCUACCAGCAUCCCGCAGCAGCAGGUCUUUGCCCUGGCAGAGCCCAAGAGGAAGCCGUCCCUCUUCUGGCAUACCUUCAACAAACUCACUCCCUUUAAAAAGUGAGGGGCCAAGGACCUGGAAGGACAUCAGCACAGAGGGAGACUCACUCCAGAGGAGGACCUUGGAGAUACAGUCAAGCUUACUUGAGCUCAGCGAAUCUCCCGUUUCGGAGGCAGAACCUUGGGUUCCCUUGAGCCAGGAAUACAGCCUUUGACUUGGAUAAGAAAGAAGUUUGUCAAGGCUGCUCUGAAGUCCAUGUUGCCAAGUGUCAGCAUUGCUGAUGAAGAGCAGUCUCUCUUCUGACAAAGACAACUUGCUGUUAGUCAGGAACAGCAGUAUUCGACCUCUGUUUCUUGGUUAUGUUUGAAGUAGUAAUGGAAUCAUGCAGGUCAUUGUAACAUUUCAUUUUUCUUAACCUUAUAUUGAUGGCCAAAUUUUGGAUAGGGAGGAAUUUUUUGUUCAGGAUGUGUCAGCAAGGAGAAUUUUCUCCUUCCUUCUGGAGCACUGAGCACAGACCACCCAUUAAAAUCGUGCAGAUAUCCCAUGUGAUUAACCAGCUAUUGCAAAUAUAGUGGACCCUAAUCCUUCCUGUCUUUUUUUUCUAUUACAUUGCCAAAUGGCAGGACAACAUCCCGCAAGGCCUUACCAUGUUCCAGAUUGGAACAGGGAAAUUUUAUUCUGUCCUAUACAAACACGAACAGAGUAUGAAAUGGACUGUAAAGAUAUGUGCAUUUAUUGCACACAAGUGGAAACAAGAGGAGCCCAGGGCAUCUCAGAUUGAUUAAUUUCAGUCAGAGCAAUAUAUUGCAUGCAUGUAUGCUCUUCAAUGUAGAGCUUUUGUAUUGCUUUUUCACACAUUUCUUCACCUGGAAGACUCUCCUUUGUAUUUCCAAUAUGCUUAUUUCUCUGUGUAAAAAAUACAUUUUUAUUUUCGCACAGAGAUAAUGUGAAUGUACAAAAUUAGAGUUGAGACAGUACAUGGUGACUGCUGGCUGUGUUACAUAGGUCUCAUGCUUUUUAUUCAUAUAGCUGGACUUAGAAAAUUAAUAAAUAGUAAUGUAAAUAUA